Molecule: messenger RNA, 360 nt
Organism: Phalaenopsis equestris
Lineage: Eukaryota; Viridiplantae; Streptophyta; Magnoliopsida; Asparagales; Orchidaceae
Product: proline-rich protein 4-like
Source: RefSeq, a predicted model, not a curated record
GAACUCUCCCCACGCACGUGAAGCCUUUAAGAGUACUGUCGGCGGGGCUGUCACAGACCACACCUCGCACCUCUCUUCUUCCUCCUCAAUAUUUAUAUAAAUAUAUAGUCAUAGAAACUUUAGUUUCAGGGAUGGUUGAAGCCUGGAGCUUCUUCUGAGUUUCUGCUUGUUUGUUUCGGGUUUGGAUCCAAUAUGGGGUCUUGUCGGUACUGGACCCGAAGCCUAUUCUUAGGCUACUUGGUUCUUUUUUUCUUCUCUCUCUGUCUUUGUAUUGCUGCUGAGACUUCUGCUGUUGUUGGCUCUGUGGAGUGUGUUGAUUGUGGCCCAAAGAGUCUCAGGAAUGAUGAAAUUUAUAAAGGU